CCCCUGCGCUGCACGGACCGCGGCCACAGCCGGACAGGCGGGCACUGCGGCGACAGACGGAUUGGCGGACAGUCCCAGCCCGCGGAGUAGCCCCGGCCUCGAGGCCCUGGCGUCCGCGUCCGCUCGGCCGGGAGCCUGGGCAGGUGCCGCGCGGGAGGCGCUCCGGGGACCGCGCUGAGUCCGCAGACGCCGCCCGCCGGGUCCCACUGACCGCCGAGCCCAGGACCCCGCUCGCCGUCGGGGCGUCCCCGGGCCCAGGGGCUGCCGCGGAGCCGAUGCGCGCCCGCUGAGCACCCCCGGCCCACCAUGGCCGCGCGCCCCCGCCCGCUCUGGCUCUUGGGCCUGGCGCUGUGCGCGCUGAGCGGGGGCGGCCCCGGCCCACGACUCCCUCCCGGCUGUCCCCAGCGGCGUCUGGGCGCCCGCGAGCGCCGGGACGUUCAGCGCGAGAUCCUGGCUGUGCUCGGGCUGCCCGGGCGGCCCCGGCCCCGCGCGCCACCCGCCGCUUCCCGGCUGCCGGCGUCCGCGCCGCUCUUCAUGCUGGACCUGUACCACGCCAUGGCCAGCGACGACGACGAGGACGGCGCGCCCCCGGAGCGGCGCCUGGGCCGCGCCGACCUGGUCAUGAGCUUCGUCAACAUGGUGGAGCGAGACCGUGCCCUGGGCCACCAAGAGCCCCACUGGAAGGAGUUCCACUUUGACCUGACCCAGAUCCCGGCUGGGGAGGCCGUGACGGCCGCGGAGUUCCGGAUUUACAAGGUGCCCAGCACCCACCUGCUCAACAGCACCCUCCACGUCACCAUGUUCCAGGUGGUCCAGGAGCAGUUCAACAGGGAGUCUGACUUGUUCUUUUUGGAUCUUCAGACGCUUGGAGCUGGGGCUGAGGGCUGGCUGGUGCUGGACAUCACAGCGGCCAGUGACCACUGGUUGCUGAAGCAUCACAAGGACCUGGGACUCCGCCUCUACGUGGAGACUGAGGAUGGGCACAGCGUGGAUCCUGGCCUGGCCGGCCUGCUGGGCCAACAGGCCCCGCGCUCCCGACAGCCUUUCGUGGUCACUUUCUUCAGGGCCAGUCAGAAUCCCGUCCGCACCCCUCGGGCAGUGAGGCCACUGAGGAGGAGGCAGCCGAAGAAAACCAAUGAGCUGCCGCAGGACAGCCGGCUCCCGGGCAUCUUUGAUGAUGUCCACGGCUCUCACGGCCAGCAGGUCUGCCGUCGGCACGAGCUCUACGUCAGCUUCCAGGACCUCGGCUGGCUGGACUGGAUCAUCGCCCCGCAAGGCUACUCAGCCUAUUACUGUGAGGGGGAGUGCUCCUUCCCACUGGGUUCCUGCAUGAACGCCACCAACCACGCCAUCCUGCAGUCCCUGGUGCACCUGAUGAAGCCAGACGCAGUCCCCAAGGCGUGCUGUGCGCCCACCAAGCUGAGCGCCACCUCCGUGCUCUACUAUGACAGCAGCAACAACGUCAUCCUGCGCAAGAAGCGCAACAUGGUGGUCAAGGCCUGCGGCUGCCACUGAGCCCAGCCCGCCCAGCCCUUCUCAUCGGAUAGGGCCCCUCGGAAGCAGGAAACCCUUCAAUGCUGUCACGGCUCAAGCAGGAGUGUCAGAGGCCCUCACUUUCUGUGCCUACUUUCUGUCAGGCUUCUGGUCCUUUCGGGGUCCCUCUGUGCCUCUCCCCUGGGGUUUGUGGCUGUCACCCUGCCUGACACUUUGGUGGCCUAAGGUACACAGCAAUCUUGGAGCCUGUGCUGACUGUACUGUCUGGAGUCAGCACAGAAGUCCUAUCUUAGGACCGGCCAGACUGGCCAGCCCUGGAUGGUCUGAGGUUGGCUGACGCGAGCUUUGCACCAUCAUCUACCACAGGGUUUUGGGGUGGGGAGCAGGGCUCUGCCCCUUCCCAGAGACAACACCUGGGCAUUUCUGGGCAUAAUUGGGCAUGCACAUGUUCUCAGUACAGUGUGUUCUUGGAUUUUUCUAAUUUGGUCCAGGCUGCAGUUAACAUAUUAGAAAAAGAGUAAGCUAGAGGUCCUCAUGAAGCCACCACCAUGGAUUUUUUUUAUUUUUAUUUUUAUUUUU
Messenger RNA from Saimiri boliviensis boliviensis (Bolivian squirrel monkey), 2073 nucleotides. RefSeq names its product bone morphogenetic protein 8B. Gene Ontology annotation, cellular component: extracellular region. The record is from RefSeq and is a predicted model, not a curated record. NCBI's taxonomy places the organism in Eukaryota, Metazoa, Chordata, Mammalia, Primates, Cebidae. Gene Ontology annotation, molecular function: growth factor activity; cytokine activity.